CCAGUCAAAUGUGCUUAUUACCUGUUGAUCUACAAACAGACUUAUUUGUGUUUUAUGAACUCCUCUCAUACCGAGAGAGAUCAGAUCACUGGCAGCAUCUGUAGCCUGGCUGAGCAGUGAGACAGUUUUAACUUGAUGUAGUGUGAAUGGAUUUCCUUCGCUCCCUACUUGUUUAAAACUUUGUUUUGAAGUAGCUGAGUCUACAGGAAUCUCAACAUGGAUAAAGUCUUUAUUUUGAUUUGUUGGGCUCUGAUGCUGACACACAGCGCUGCAAAGCAACAGUACUUCCCUCAAUCCAAGAAUCUCACCUGGGAUGAGGCCAGGACCUACUGCCAGAUCUGUUUCAAAGAUCUGGUGACGCUGACUCCUGAAAACAUCAAAAUCAUCGUUCAGAAACUCACCUCUGACCACUGGAUCGGCCUCCGCAAGAACUUCUACUCCACCGCCUACCACACUAGCAACUACCCAACCAACCCCACCAGCAGCUACCCAAGCAACUUUACCAGCAACUCCACCAGCAACUACACCUUUAGUUCCACCAUCAACCCCACAACUAUCCACUCCACCAUCCACUCCACCAUCCACUCCACCAUCAACUUCACCAUCAACUCCACCAGUAACUCCACCAGCAACGCCUCCACCAGCACCGCCCUGUUCUGGUCUCGCUGGGCCAACGGGGAUCCCCUCACCUUCCAGAACUGGUACCCUGGUUGGCCCGUGUUCAAAUCCUCCUUCCCAAGAAGAGACUGCUGCAGCUGCUCCUGCACCUGCCCAGCAAGGCCAACCACAACAAUGCCAAGCUACACCAGAUACACAGAAUUCACCACCUCAAAGGUGACAAAUUUCAGCCAAAUGACACAAAAUUCAACCGAAAACGUGACAGGUGUUACUAAUCUCUCGGACUCCAGCGUCACAAAUGACCCCAGUUUCACCGGACUGAGCGGAACUGGAACUGAAGAUGUGACAGAUGUUACUGGACUGUGGGGAUCCAGCACCCAGAACGAGACCACCGGACUGAGAAGAAACACAACCGUUAAUGUUACAGAAGUUACCACCCCGGUAUUUACCACAGCUACCCCCACUAAGCCCAUGACGACCAUGCUACCACCAAUAGAAUCAGAGUGCAUGCGAUCGCCUAUGCUGUUCCCGGAUGUCCCCGACCCUGAUGAGAACUAUAUUGAAGACUCUUGUGUGGCCAUGCUCAGCAGUGGGGCUUGGGUUGAAAAGUACUGCUGGGAGCUUCUACCUUUUAUAUGUUAUGAGGAUUAUUUCGUAGGCGAAGCCAACGUGACCAACGUGACUUCAGAGAGUGCCGUCCUCACAUGGCUGUCCGCCCCCGGUAACAUCAGCCAUUACCGCUUAGAGGUCAAAAGCGACAGAAAAGUGACAGAAAAUGUGACUGUUCUGACGGAAAAUGUGACUGUUCUGAUGGAAAAUCUGACUGUUCUGACCUACGACCUUUUCAACCUGACAGCAGGCGCGCGUUACUCAGUCCAGGUGUUCCCUGUUAAGUGUCAGAGAGACCUCAACCCGCAGGAGAGGGCCUUCUACACCAUACCUAACAAAGUCAAAAACCUCCAAGUCACCACAGUGACAGAAACCUCUAUCACCCUGAGCUGGAGUAAACCAGGAGAAUUGGAUUUCUAUACUAUUAAGGGUACGGAGGGUAUGCAGAUUCAGACAACGGCAGAGACCACUGAGCUCAAAGGUUUGAUACCUGGGAGCCCUUACACAUUCUCCGUCAUCUCAGGAGUGAUGGACAAGUCCCAGUGGAGUGAAGAGUCCAACAUCACAGCAUACACCAAACCGGAGAAAGUGUCCGACCUGCGCGUGUCUGAGAAUACCAACAACUCGCUGCUGCUUACCUGGAAGCUAUCUGUGGGGGCUGCCACAGGUUUCAUAGUGAAGGCUAUGAAUGACCGUGAUGGCACAUUGUUUGAUGAAGUGGUGAACCAAACCACCGUGAGAGUCACUGGGCUGCCGAUGGGCACCAAGAUAACCCUCAGCGUGACAGCAGUGGCCAAUUACACUCUGGAGGGAGACAAAGUGACCGUUGUCAGCUACACCGCUCCUGGACCAAUUUCAAACCUGACGUUGACUACAACAGAGAACACCCUCACUGCUAAAUGGGAUCCUCCUACGGGUAAUUAUUCAACUUUCACCAUCACGCUGCAGCUGGAAGGCAAAGUUGUAGAUAGUUCAACCAACCUAACAAAACCUGAGAAGACUUUUAACGAUCUGAAGAAUGGAGGCAAUUACAAAGUGAUCAUCAGCGCUGUCAGUGGAACUUUCAAAGGCCCACCGGAGGAGAGCUCAAAAUUCACACUGCCGAAUCGGCCUACUGAUGCCAAGGUCACUUCCAGAUUGAAAGAUAAGCUCACGCUCGAGUGGAAGCCCCCUGCCAACUCGGCAACAGUCAAUUACACUGUCAGUAUUAACUCCACCUUCUGGGACUACACAAUGUCUAAGAAUGUUUUUAACGCAACCAGCUGCGAGUUUACUGGCUUGAAGUCCGGGACAAAGUACAACUUAAGAGUGCAAACAGUGGUGGGCAAAUUAUCCAGUUUGUCAGCAAGUGUAUGUGAACAUACAGUUACAGAGGCAAGGGAAAUCGGUCUGUCUAUGAUGUGCUCUUCAACAAAACCUCUCUACUGUGAUAGCACAGAGAAGAGGGAAAAAGUAUUUCAACAGUUGAAAGCACAUUUUGAAAGUCUGUUCGGGGACAGUAUAAGCUGGAAACUGGAGCAGGGUCAAUCUAAAGGAAGCUGAAAACUCAAAGAACAUCAUAUAUAUAUAUAUAAUUAUUAUUAUAUAUUAAAUAUUAAAUGUUAGCGGUGAUGGUUUUUUCGAUAGAAGUGUUUUCAGUCUUUUUGUUCUCAGAAGAAUUAAGAAGUCAUAAUUGUUGAUGUGACUGAAUGUGAAUUUAAAUCAAAUUACGAUUCUUAUUAUGUGUAUUGACUCUUUUAUAUUCUGAAUUUUACUAAUAAAAAGGUAUAAAAAAAACUUUACUUUAGUAUAUUUCAGAUUUUCUCCUACUUUUAUUUACUUUAUAUAUAUAUAUAUAUAUUUGUUCUCUGGUUAAUUUACCGUGAGCAUUUCAGUUUUUAUCAUGUUACUUUUUUAAAAUAUAUUUUUUGUCUUGAUAUUGUUCCAAAUGU
This is a messenger RNA of Dicentrarchus labrax (European seabass), 3158 nucleotides long. RefSeq names its product tenascin-X. The coding region runs from base 217 to 2769 and encodes 850 amino acids. Gene Ontology annotation, molecular function: protein binding. Lineage: Eukaryota; Metazoa; Chordata; Actinopteri; Moronidae. The transcript has 11 exons. The record is from RefSeq and is a predicted model, not a curated record.